UGCCACUUCUGCCAGAGUGCCAUCGCCUGCCGCCAAAGCUACUGCUGCUGCUCCUUCCUCUGCUCCCAGCCACCUGGUACCGGCUGUCAGAGAGGUGUCAUGGGGUUCUGGAAGUUCCCCCCGUUCUUGGUCCUCAGCAUCCUGGUCUUGUACCAGGCGGGCAUGUUUCAUGCAGCACCAUUCAGGUCUGUCUUUGAUGGGCGUUUUGAUCCUGCUACCCUGGAUGAGGAGGAAUCGCGCCUCCUACUGGCUGCGAUGGUGAAUGACUACGAGCAGAUGAGGGCCCGGGAGUCAGAGAAGGCUCAGAAGACCGAGGGCUCCCGCAUCCAGAAGAGAGCCUGCAAUACUGCCACCUGCAUGACCCAUCGCUUGGCAGGCUGGCUGAGCAGGUCUGGGAGUAUGGUGAGGAGCAACUUGCUGCCGACCAAGAUGGGUUUCAAGAUCUUCAGUGGGCCCCGCAAGAACUUCUGGUUUUAAGCCGUGAAAUGAUUAUUGGAAUAAGGUCCCCAGGAAGCUGAACUCUACUUUUAGUUUGCAAUGAAGGCAUCUUACAAAAAAAGAAAAUAGCAUGGAAGAUACCCAUGUAUGCAUGCUUCUCGAUAUUGAAAACAUUCUUCUUUUCCUUGAAAUAAAGUAAAUGCAGAAUAAAA
Capra hircus (goat) is the source of this 650-nucleotide messenger RNA. It is a transcript of the gene CRSP-1, whose product is annotated as calcitonin receptor-stimulating peptide-1. Gene Ontology annotation, cellular component: extracellular region. The record is from RefSeq and is marked provisional. Gene Ontology annotation, molecular function: hormone activity; calcitonin receptor binding. NCBI's taxonomy places the organism in Eukaryota, Metazoa, Chordata, Mammalia, Artiodactyla, Bovidae.